This is a messenger RNA of Caenorhabditis sp. 36 PRJEB53466, 385 nucleotides long. NCBI's taxonomy places the organism in Eukaryota, Metazoa, Nematoda, Chromadorea, Rhabditida, Rhabditidae. The record is from the annotation of a GenBank genome assembly.
AUGGCCCAAUCCGUGCCCCCAGGAGACAUCGCCACGCAGCCGAACGCGAAGAUCGUGUUCAACGCGCCGUACGACGACAAGCACACCUACCACAUCAAGGUGAUCAACUCGUCGGCCCGCCGCAUCGGAUACGGAAUCAAGACGACGAACAUGAAGCGUCUCGGAGUGGACCCGCCGUGCGGAGUGCUCGACCCCUAAGGAGGCUGUGCUUCUCGCCGUCUCGUGCGACGCGUUCGCCUUCGGACAGGAGGACACGAACAACGACCGCAUCACGAUCGAGUGGACCAACACCCCCGACGGCGCCGCCAAGCAGUUCCGUCGCGAGUGGUUCCAGGGAGACGGAAUGGUCCGUCGCAAGAACCUCCCGAUCGAGUACAACCCAUAG